AUGGGCAAACCUAAAUUCAUACGAGUAUCUAUUCGUAAAGGAGCAACUACAAUUCAACGAACAAACCAAAUAACACCAAAGAAUAAUGAACAAGAGUAUCGAAAGAAAAAAGUCCAAAGAAUAUCGAAUAAUGAUCGAUCUUCUAAAACUUUCUCGUUGAUGAUUGAUACUUUUCAUUCAUCAUCUACAAACAUAUUCAAAACUCAUGAAAAGAAGAAAAUGAAUGACUCGCAUUUGGCUACUUUAGAAGAUAUCUUUCGAUUUCACAAACGUAAAACGAAUAAUAAUGAUAAUAAUCGACGAAGAAGACGUUUGAACGCUUGGUGGAUUUUUGGUAUAUUAUUUGUUAUCAGUCUUCUUUUGAUAGCUAUAGCAGUUGGCACAUUUUUCCUCAUUACUUUAAUUGAAAAAUCCACAACCAGUACAGGUGAUUAUUACUUUAUUAUUAUCGUAAAAUUUCAUAUAAACAAUUGA
Adineta ricciae is the source of this 474-nucleotide messenger RNA. The record is from the annotation of a GenBank genome assembly. Lineage: Eukaryota; Metazoa; Rotifera; Eurotatoria; Adinetida; Adinetidae.